AUGGUUUCCAACCUCGAGGCGGAAACGCCUCACAACAAUUUCGAUACUAUCCUCGUUCUCGAUUUUGGCAGUCAAACCAGUCAUCUUAUCUUGCGACGUCUCCGCGCUCUCGGCGUCUUCGCUGAGCUCCUUCCGUGUACCACCAAGAUCGCCGAGUUGACAUGGAAGCCUAAGGGAAUAAUUUUCUCCGGAGGCCCUGCUUCUGUCUAUGAUAAUGAUUCUCCUCAUGUGGACCCCGCUGUUUUUGACCUCGGUGUCCCCAUUCUUGGUAUUUGCUAUGGUUGCCAGGAGAUAGCUUGGCGCAUCAACGCAAAGAAUGUUGCCCGCGGUGAAGCACGAGAAUACGGUCACGCCGACGUCAACAUCGCCCACGUAAAUAGCCAUGUCGACCGCCUUUUCGCUGGUCUCGGUGAAGCAAUGCCUGUUUUCAUGUCCCACUUCGACAAGCUAGUGAGCCUGCCUGAGGGCUUCGUGGUCAUCGGUGCCACCAAGAAUUCAGAAUAUGCCGGUAUCGCCCAUGAGGAGAAACCCAUUUUUGGUGUCCAAUUCCAUCCCGAGCUUGAACACACACCCCGCGGUGUUGAGGUUCUCCGCAACUUUGCCGUUGAUAUUUGCGGUGCUCAACCAAACUGGAAAAUGGGCGACUUCKUCCAGCUCGAAAUUGCUCGCAUUCGUGAACUCGUUGGCCCCCGCGCACUCGUUCUUGGUGCUUGCAGCGGUGGUGUGGACAGCACUGUCGGAGCCAAAUUAAUGCGUGAAGCUAUUGGAGACCGCUUCAAAGCUAUCCUUAUUGACAAUGGCUUUAUGCGUUUGAACGAGUGCGAACAGGUCAAGGAGACGCUCGAGAAACAUCUUGGCGUCAAUCUUACCGUUGUCAAUGCUGGUGAGCUUUUCAUGAGCCGUCUCGCUGGUGUUUCCGACCCCGAGAAGAAGCGAAAGAUUAUUGGCUCGACUUUCAUCGAUUUGUUUGAGCAAGAAGCUAUCAGGAUCGAGAAGGAAGUAGAGCAUACCCCCAACUCCGGCAAGGUCGAAUGGUUCUUACAGGGCACACUCUACCCCGACGUUAUCGAAUCCUUGAGUUUCCGUGGUCCUUCAGCCACUAUUAAGACUCACCACAACGUUGGUGGUCUGCCUGAGCGUAUGAUGAACGGCCAAGGCUUGCGUCUUAUUGAACCUCUCAGACUUUUGUUCAAAGAUGAAGUUAGGGCAAUUGGUCGUCAACUCGGAAUCCACGAGUCUCUUGUGAACCGUCACCCCUUCCCUGGCCCCGGCAUUGCCAUCCGUAUUCUCGGUGACUGCACCGAAGAGCGCGUGAAUAUCGCCCGUCAGGCCGACCACAUUUUCAUCACAAAGAUUAAAGAAGCUGGCCUUUACGACGAGAUCUCUCAGGCUUUUGCCGGUCUCGACACCAAUCGUAGCGUCGGUGUCUUUGGUGAUCAGCGAGUCUGGGGAUACAUUAUAAUUCUGCGCGCCGUCCGUACCAAGGACUUUAUGAGUGCAGAGGUCUUCAACUUUGACCAUACUUUCCUCGCGGAUGUUUCUCGCACCAUCUGCAACCAGGUCGAGGGCGUGUCUCGCGUCGUCUAUGAUCUAACUUCCAAGCCCCCUGGCACCAUUGAGUUGGAAUAA
Messenger RNA from Talaromyces amestolkiae, 1629 nucleotides. RefSeq lists its product as uncharacterized. The transcript is spliced from 22 exons. Bases 1 to 1629 code for a protein of 542 amino acids. The record is from RefSeq and is a predicted model, not a curated record. NCBI's taxonomy places the organism in Eukaryota, Fungi, Ascomycota, Eurotiomycetes, Eurotiales, Trichocomaceae. Gene Ontology annotation, cellular component: cytosol. Gene Ontology annotation, molecular function: ATP binding; GMP synthase (glutamine-hydrolyzing) activity; GMP synthase activity. Gene Ontology annotation, biological process: GMP biosynthetic process.